Molecule: messenger RNA, 11405 nt
Organism: Grus americana (Whooping crane)
Lineage: Eukaryota; Metazoa; Chordata; Aves; Gruiformes; Gruidae
Gene: FER
Product: FER tyrosine kinase
Exons: 21
Coding region: 451-2919 (822 amino acids)
Biological process (GO): cell adhesion; Fc-epsilon receptor signaling pathway; peptidyl-tyrosine phosphorylation
Molecular function (GO): ATP binding; non-membrane spanning protein tyrosine kinase activity
Source: RefSeq, a predicted model, not a curated record
CCCGAGAACGUUCGGAUUGGCUGGGAGGGAGAGAGGAGCCAGACGCUGAUUGGCCCACGCCGGUCACGUGGCGCUGGUGGGGCCGUGACGCCCGCGGUGGCGGAGGGGCUCGGCUUGUCAGAGUCCCCAGAAAAGAAGAGUAUAUUUCAGGAAGUGAAAAUCAGAAGAAGUAGCUGCUGACAUAAAGAGAAGUGUACUAAGGAUCGUUUCUUGAAGAAAAUUUUUUAAGCAUGGUUUGUGUUCUGAGAAUAAACACAUAGUGGAUGAGGCUUAUUUCCAUAACUUCCUGGAAGAGUUAACAGAGGCAAGGAACUGCAGGAAGAGAGGAACGAUCCUGAGACUCAGGCUACCGUGGAGAUCGCUCUAGGUUCUGAUUCCAAAAUCUGAAAUUUUAUGUGAUGUGGUGAAGAGCCUGUAUUUUCCCCUGUGCGGUAUAUAGCGCCUUAAAAAAUGGGGUUUGGAGGUGACCUGAAGUAUUCUCACGAUGCUUUAUUAAAACUGCAAGACUGGGAACUACGACUGCUGGAAACAGUGAAGAAAUUUAUGGUAAUGCGAGUAAAAAGUGAUAAGGAGUAUGCCUCCACUUUACAGAAUCUUUGUAAUCAAGUUGAUAAAGAGAGCACUUGUCAGUUGGACUAUAUCAGCAACGUGUCCAAGUCUUGGUUGCUUGUGGUGCAGCAAACAGAACAGCUGAGCAAAAUAAUGAAGACACAUGCAGAGGAUCUUAAUUCUGGGCCUUUGCAUAGGCUUACAAUGAUGAUCAAAGAUAAGCAGCAAGUUAAGAAGAGUUACGUAGGUGUUCAUCAACAAAUUGAAGCAGAGAUGUACAAGGUCACAAAGACAGAACUAGAGAAACUAAAAUCUAGCUAUAGACAACUAAUAAAAGAAGUAAAUUCUGCCAAAGAAAAGUAUAAAGAAGCUGUGGCUAAAGGAAAGGAGACUGAGAAAGCCAAAGAUCGAUGCGAUAAAGCCACUAUGAAGCUUCAUAUGUUGCAUAAUCAGUAUGUCUUGGCACUGAAAGGAGCACAGUUACAUCAGCACCAGUAUUAUGAUACUACACUUCCUCUGUUACUUGAUUCACUACAGAAGAUGCAAGAAGAAAUGAUUAAAGCCCUAAAAGGAAUCUUGGAUGAGUAUAGCCAGAUCACCAGUCUUGUUACAGAAGAGAUUGUGAAUGUCCAUAAAGAGAUCCAGACCUCGGUUGAACAGAUAGACCCUAACUCUGAGUAUAAUGACUUCAUAGAUACUCACAGGUCAUCAGAAGUUGUUGAACAAGAAAUAGAGUUUGAUACGUCUUUACUAGAAGAAAAUGAAAAUCUUCAAGCUAAUGAGAUCAUGUGGAAUAAUCUAACAGCAGAAAGUUUACAAGUUAUGUUAAAAACAGUAAUAGAAGAACUAAUUCAGACGCAGCAAACCCUUUUGAGCAAAGAGGAACUUGUGUUGGAACUGGAGAAAAAAAUAGAAGAGUCUUCUAAGACUUGUGAAAAGAAAUCUGAUAUUGUACUCUUGCUGAGCCAAAAGCAAGCGCUGGAAGAACUUAAGCAAACAGUUCAGCAGUUAAGGUGCUCUGAGGCAAAAUUUGCAGCCCAGAAAGAACUGCUGGAACAAAAGGUUCAAGAAAAUGAUGGAAAAGAGCCACCACCUGUAGUGAAUUAUGAAGAAGAUGCCAGAUCAGUGACUUCUAUGGACAAGAAGGACAAAGUCUCAAGAUUUGACACUAUACGUCAUUCCAUAGCUGGAAUUAUACGGUCUCCAAAAUCUAUGUUGGGCUCAUCGUCGUUCUUUGAUGUAAUAUCAACCACUGAGAAACCACUGGCUGAGCAAGACUGGUAUCAUGGUGCAAUUCCAAGAAUAGAAGCCCAGGAGCUGUUAAAACAGCAAGGAGACUUCUUGGUGCGAGAGAGCCACGGGAAACCUGGUGAAUAUGUCCUUUCUGUGUUUUCAGAUGGACAACGGAGACACUUUAUCAUACAAUAUGCUGAUAAUCAGUAUCGUUUUGAAGGAACUGGGUUUCCAACUAUUCCUCAGCUCAUAGAACAUCAUUACACAACAAAGCAAGUUAUUACAAAGAAAUCUGGUGUUGUUCUGCUGAAUCCUGUUGUUAAGGAUAAGAAAUGGGUUCUCAAUCAUGAAGAUGUCACACUGGGAGAAUUACUGGGCAAAGGUAAUUUUGGUGAGGUGUACAAGGGAACGUUAAAGGAUAAAACUCCCGUUGCUGUAAAAACUUGUAAAGAAGAUCUUCCUCAGGAAUUGAAAAUAAAAUUUCUGUCAGAAGCCAGAAUACUCAAACAGUAUGAUCAUCCUAAUAUUGUAAAACUUAUAGGAGUUUGCACACAACGACAGCCUAUUUAUAUUGUUAUGGAACUUGUUCCAGGAGGUGAUUUCCUGUCCUUUUUAAGAAAAAAGAAGGAUGAGCUAAAAACCAAACAGUUGGUGAAAUUUUCAUUAGAUGCUGCUUCUGGUAUGGCGUAUCUCGAAUCUAAAAAUUGCAUACAUAGAGACCUGGCUGCAAGGAACUGCUUGGUUGGUGAAAGCAACAUUCUGAAAAUAAGUGAUUUUGGAAUGUCCCGGCAAGAGGAUGAUGGUGUGUACUCAUCGUCAGGACUAAAGCAGAUUCCUAUCAAGUGGACUGCUCCAGAAGCUCUCAACUAUGGGAGAUACACAUCUGAGAGUGAUGUAUGGAGCUUUGGAAUCCUUUUGUGGGAGACCUUCAGUUUAGGAGUAUGUCCGUACCCUGGGAUGACCAACCAACAAGCACGAGAACAAGUCGAGAAAGGCUACCGAAUGUCAGCACCGCAAAAAUGUCCAGAAGAAAUAUAUAAAAUAAUGCAGAGGUGCUGGGACUACAAACCAGAAAACCGGCCAAAAUUCAGUGAGGUUCAAAAAGAGCUGUCUUCAAUCAAAAAGAAAGUGACAUAGUGAUAAACAAGUGCCAAACUCAAUGUGUGGGACUUUAUUUUCCAGUGAAAUAAUUUUUUCCCCUCAAACACUAUGCGUUUAUACAACAUUAUUUGCAAUAUUCUUCUAGGAUUACUUUGAAAUUAACUUUUUCUUAUAUACAUGUGUACCAUCUUGAAUGAUGUCUACACCUGCAUUAAAGACAUAUACUGCAAAAUGCUAUAUAUCCAGUCACAGUAAUAUUGUCAUUUAGGUUACAUGUAAAUAGAAAAGCACACACUAUAGAUUUAAGGGACUGUGGCUUCUAUCUGUUUUACAGCAAGUAACUGCUAGUGACAGUUUUCAGAGGUUUUCUACUUUAACCUGUGUUCUCGCUCUGCUAUCCCUGUCCCAUAUGUCAUCACCAGCAGUACUAUAAUGUGGUGACUGUCAUACAUGUUGGCCUUAAAACUGAAGACAGUUUUGACAAGUAUUUCAACUAGAAACUUUUAUAUUUUUUGAAUUCUUACUGCAACUGAUAUUUUUAACUGACACUUUAAGGAUGAAGGUCAGUUAGAUUCUGGAUGCAAUCGUGCUUACUGAACAGUGAAAUCCAGAGUUUUGUUUUGUAGAAAGUUGAGUUACUUGUGCAUUUCUUACCAAACUGUAGUAAGUACUUCUGAUUUUUUAUGUGAUUUACUUAAGCCAAUGCUUUUCUUCCUACGAAGCCAACAGAAUUCAGUAAUAUUUCUCCUUUACAAUGACUUAUGCUUAUUUAAGAAACAAAAAACCCAAUACCAAGUCUUGACUACACGUUACAGUAUACUGCAAAUCAUCUGCCUUCCAAAGAACAUGUAAAAGCAGUAGGUCAGCAGGAAGAGGUUUACUAACAAUAGCAGCAGAUAACAAAUAUCAUUGAUCUUAGAGGAGUUAAAGAAUGUGAAUUGCUAGAUUUGCUUUUGAUCCUGAUGUUUUCCUUAAAUUGGUAAUAAUUCUCAGAAUGUAGCUGGAAUCUACAAAAGUUUAUGCUAAGCAAAAGUACAUUCCAUGCAUAGUGUCCAAAGUAAAAUACUACUUCUCUAUGGCUAUAGGAAAUUGUUCAAGAAACCAAAAUAAAGAUGUAUGUUUAAAGCCUCUGACAAGCUGAGCAAGGCAGAGUAGAAAUACUAACCUUCUAGCUUUUUUUAAAUCAUUGCAGUCAGAUUUCAAAAGACUGGGGAUAGGCAAGUUUUAAAUGCCACCAAGAAUAAAAACCUUGUGUAUAUAUAUAUAGAUAUAUAUAUUAAAAAAAAGAAAAAAAAAGAGAAAAUCCACUAGAAAGAAUAAAAAAUUACUAGAUAGAGGAGGGAGGAAAGGCACAGUUUGUUACUAUGGGUCCUCUUUGCAGGAAUUAUUUUCUAGGGCCCUUCACAGAAAUAAGAACAAGUUACAGUAUCCUGGCCCGAGUUCCAGAGUUAAGGUGCUUACAAUUUUUCUAAUAAUUAACUAAAUUUUUUUGGAUCAAGGGAUGUCAGUUGCUGCGAAUGCAAGUAAGAAAUGGGGACUGUAAGUGACACAGUCUGGAAUACUAAUUAGCCCUGUAUUUUAUUGUUACAGUGGGAUUGAGAUGUAGUGAAGUCAGUGGCUACAUUACAUUUUUACUUCUGUUCAGGUGACUUUUCUGUUGUCCACAACAUUUUUGCUCUCUAAAGUGUAUUUAUAGUAGUACUGAGUGGUAAUGUUGAAGGGCCAUGUGUGACCAAAUUAUCUGUAGUCUAGAAGAGUUUGUCUGUUACAUUGGAGUUAGUGUCCAAAUAAAAGAAUGAAUGAUCGUGCUGGAGCACUUCAGCUGUAUUUGAGGUGUAACUGUCCAAGUAUAAGGAAUGGUGAGUGCUUCUUGAAUUUCUUAAGUGAUUUUUUUUCUUGGAGCUAAGGAAGCAUAUACAUACCCAUGAAGGUAUAGUGCUUGGAAAACUUGGUGGCAUAAAUUUAAGCUUCCUUGUAAGCAUACUGGAUAUAUUUACUUAAUUCUCUACUUCCAAGUAGCCCAAAGAUAUUUUUCAAGAGCAGGGGGCAACAUUCUUGUUAGUUUCUAUGCUUUUCAGUAGUACACAAAGUUUGUGCCUUAAUUUGCUAGUAUGCUAAUGCAAAUACAAGUAUACUAAGUUUUAAGGAAUGUUCCAUAAUCAUUCGGAAAAUCCAACGGCAGGUCUUUAUGUAAGCAUCACUAAUGUCUGCAAUUAAGGAUAAUGGUAUCUCCUCUGUCAGCAUUCGUAACUUCUCUGGAGAGUUAAUAUUCUUCUUCUGUGAAAGAGAUGAACUGUUUCUUUGCUAUAUGCCCUCUUGACAGCAAAGAAAUACUGUUUUAUUUUUAUAAAAUAAAAUACUGUUUUAUUUGUCUUAAUUAACCAGUUACCAUCCAGACUCUCACGUAAAGAUAAAAAUUGUACUCAUAUUUUAUUCUGAAAUAGUUAACACUUGUAAUUCAUAUCACACUUCUGUUUAAAUUUAAAGACUUUUUAAAACAUGGGAUUUCUACAGCAGCAAGAAAAUUUAUUAUUAUUCCUGAGGUAGGCAUCAGUUCAGUUCAAAAAUAAUAACUCUUUGGUACAAUACUAGAAUGAAUUUAUAGGUAUAGAAUAAAAUUAAACACAGGUGCAUGUCUCUUCAAUUUUUAAACAGUUUUCUUAUCAUUAACUUGGCAGUUUGUGGCAGAACUUGUUCAUCAUGCCUCACUUGUAAUUAUUGCAGUUAUACAAUUUAGGAAGUGAAGUCCAUACCUAUAGAUACUGGUUUUAAGCUUUUUUAAAUUUCUUACAGGGGAGUUCACAAAAAAACCUGCCAUACAAUGAAAUUUAAAAGACGUGGUAUUCAAGUACCAAAUCCACCAUAUCUGAGUUCUGUGGACUUUUGAUGACUUAGUCUUGCAUUAUUCAUAGGUUAGCCAGAUACUUGUCAUUUGGGUCAUGUACUGUGUUUAUCCUAGAGAAAUUACACAAAAAUUAAAACUCAGUCUCUUUUGCAAGUGUAGUGUUUCAGGUACGUUCUAACCCCGCCAUUGUCCCAACCAGGGGGAGCCUGAGGGAAUCCUGAAUUUUUUAUGCUGUUAAAUGGGAGAAACUCUGAAUACUGUUAAGGGUCAGGUAGAAAUACCUCAGCCUGUUACGUGAGAUGGAAUUCAACACCUUCUCUCUUAUUUUCAUCUUUUUCCAAGGAAUUGCAUUCAUCAUUUUAAGAAAGAUUGGUUUGUGGGCAAAAAAUGCAUCCUUUACUUUGCUGUCAGUAGAAAUGAAGCAUAAGUGUUAGCUUCAGAGUUCAGUCAUCAGCGAAAUCAUGAGAAUUCCUAAGCAUUUCAAUUUUAUGGAAAAUAAAAUAGUGGAAAGUGUCUUGUCUGAAAACAAACCUUGCUUCAGCAAAGUGUGAUUUUGUAUAGUCAGCAUCCCACCAAGACAUUCUCUUUGGCAUCUACAUUUUCAUUAAUUUCUAAUUAAACCAAUGAACUAGUUUUUCAUUUAGCAAAUACAGUUAUGUUGCAUUUCUUCUUAACAAAAAUCUGCCUUUUUGCAGAGUUGCCAAAUACUUUUAUUGGAAGUUGUUAUUGGAACAUGCAUCACCAGAAGGCUAUCAGUAAGGACUGCAGUUUGAAUAGGAAGCCUGAUCUUACUGAUGAGAAACAGAAAACUGGUUAAGGAAAUACUAGGUUAUUCAUCUUAAGUAUUUUUUCAUCCAUGUCUUUGACCAUCUGUUAUGCUUACUCAAAUCCUGCAAGGACAUAACUAAAAAUUACUGCACAUUGCUAAAACUGACUAUGAAGUUGUCCUUUUGUUAUCUCUUAUAACUAUUUUGUUAUCCUUUUUGCACCCAUUGUAAAGAUACUAAAGAAAAAAAAAACACUUUUAUGAGGUUACAGAGUAACCAACUCUCAGAAGCAUUUUAAAAUGUCUCCUCCUCCCCAAAUUUUCCCAUAUGUGCUGCUGCAUGGAUACUAACAGUGCUGGUUAACUACUAGCCUUGUUUCCACUAUUAUUGCCGUCAUGUCCUCUAAAUGGCAGUGCCACUGACACAUUUGAAAUAGUGAAAUAUUUGAAGAGAUGAGUUAGUGUGUAAAUAGUGUCAUCAAACGUGAUAUUCAAGAACAGUAGUUCUGAAAAUGGCUGGUUGUCACAAGUAAUGAUAACUCAUUAUAAAGAUGGAAUAAAAAGAAAGGCUAAUUGAGAGAAUCCACUUUCUAUAACAGCUGUCCUGUUUGUAGGCAAUAGAAAUGUUUGUUAUGCCAGUGCACUUGGAUUUGUAACAUUUUUAUGACUGAGCGUAAGAUAGUUUGCUAUUAAAAGACAGUUUACCAAUUAAUUUUUUUUCCCUCAGGCACAAAGGACAUGUGAUAUUGUUGGAAGCAUUCUUGCUAGGCAGUCAGCAUAUGUGGAGGGAAGAAUACCCUUACUGCCAAUCAUGGUACAUAUUUUUUUUCUUCUUAGAAUUGUAUUCAUGCAGUCCUUCACUUUAUGGAAUACACGAUUUUAAUUAGUAAUUGGAAAGUACAGGGCAAGUUCCAAGCAACCAUGAAUUUUUAAGAGUGAUCUGGUAAAUUUGGAACAUCAGCUCUAUUAAAAAAUGUUUUCUUCUAGUUUCCCUCUGCAGAUUUACUGUAAAAAAAAAGGAGUCUUUAAACAAACAUCAGUGACAACUUACAGGAAAAAUGCAUCAACCUCAGAAACCUAUCAAGCUUCUUUCUGAGUAACUUCAGCAAAGAAUAUUUUUUGUAAUUUUGUACUAGAAUUCACGCAGGAUAGCUUUCCUUUCUAAAAAAUCUAAAAAUAGUAAAAAAGAAAGCUUAACAAGCUGAAAGCUCCAAGUUGAAACAGAAGAACAGAAGAAUCCUUUCACUUGUCACAUUCUGAACAGUCUUUCAAGUAUUGCCACAGUUUCUUUCCUGAAACUGAUAAUGUACCUGUGAUUUCCAGCUCUUACAUAUUUUUCAGCAUUGUAUAUUAGCGCAUUAUUAACACCCAACUUUACUUUCAGACCAAGGAAGGGAAGACUCUCUCAUUGAAAAGUGCAGCAAGUUCUGCAUGGUAGCUCCCACAUUUUCCGUAACUUCCACAUUCAGUUAUCAGAGUCAGUGCGUUCAUUAUAAUAAGCAGCACACAGAACAGGAGCUGGAAGCUAGAUGUUAUCUUUAAAUCAGCAGCUAAUCCCCCCAAAAUUUCACACAUUUGGCUCAAGAAGCUGACUUCGUUUUGAUUCUCUGUCAAAUAAGCAAAAGCAAUUUCUGUAUUUCAGCCCUAUUACUAAUCUAUAAAACAGGAAGGUUCAGAGACAUAUUUACUAUUCUCCCCAAGGGAAUGCUACCUCCACCAAUAACCAUGUUACCCUUAUGUCCCUCUGUCUCUUUGGCAUAAAAUUCUAACGAACGUAUGUCCACCUGUAGAACUUGGGUGUUAACUCUGAGUUGUUUCAUUUUCAGGUAGUUGGGUAUUAUUAGCUGGUUUUUGAAUACCGUUUUCUCAGACAUCAUCUAGGCAGGACUUAAAUUAGAAUUUUCAAUGGCUUGGGGUGGGUUUUGUGAGAUGAAGGACUAAUUAGAUUGCUAGCUACAUGCAUUGUUAUUUUGCAGCUAUUUCAGAUUAUAGCUAUGAGUAGUUCAUGUAUAGAUCUCAGAUCAUGUAUGCAUUCUCCAAAUUAAAAACUGUUAGCCAUACUUACAAAAAAAUGGAUAAAUAAAGCCCUCAAGUAUAGUUGACUGAGGUCAUAAAGUGAAAACAUAGAAAUACAUUCUUUCAUCCUCUAUCCUUCCAGAAUUGAAUGCUUUGUAAAUAAAACUUGGAAUAACUGGCUUUGUGUUUAUAGGUAAAUAUGAAUUGUGAACCAGUAUGAUAACCUCGUACUCACAUUGCAACUAGCAAAGAAGAUUUGGAAAAAAGUGUUCCUAAAUUGCUACUAUUUGGAACAGUCACCUACUUGUAGAACUACAAAUGUUUAUCGUUAAGUACAUAAGUUUUGUAAGUACAGUAAGAGAGACAGCGCAUGCUUUUCCGUUGAAACCCUUUAUUGACUUAAGGCAAUUAUGUUUUAAAAUCAGAUUGAUCAGUGAUUCCUUCUAGAUUACACAUGUUGAAAGUAUGAGCCAGAAAUCACCACCACUAAAAAAAAGAUCCACACUACUGUCUUUAUAUACAGUCAGCUCGGUCUUUCUCAACAUACAAAGAACUCCGUAAUUGUUAAAUGCAGUAGUAAUGAAAAAAUCCUUGGAUUACUGAUAUGUAAACUAUUUCACACUGAUCUUUUGCUUCAAUUAUUAAAGAAUCUUUCUGCUUUUUGAAAAGGGCUACAGUAAACUUACAGUUCUAGCUGAGCUCUGCUGUAAUAAUCUGGCCUGUUGCAUCUCCCAAACAUUUCCUAAUUCUGAUGGCUCCAUGUACCAUAGAUGGUGCCCUUUCAUUUACUUCAGAAAAGUUACUCUUGUGACAGAAAAGUUCAAAUAUAUCCCUACUUUUGUUUGACUCAAAAAUAUUGUAGUGGCAUUCUACCUUGACAGGUAAUGUGUUUGUAUGAAAACUGAAGUAACUAUGAAUCGAGGUGAAGCACAUAUUGUUCAAAUCAUGUUUUUAAUCAAGUUUCAAACCCUAAAUAUACUGUGAAUUGUCCACAUCAUAAAAGACAUUAGAAAAGCAACAUUCCUGACUGCCUAGUUUAUAAUAUAGAGCAUCCUGCUCCCACUGGGGAACAAUAUAAAGCUAAAUAUGCUCCUUGAAAAAGAAAUUAUUUUGCUGUCAGACCAGAUCCAAACAAUAUCUUCAAAAGCAGCAACUUAAUUCCAACUAAGCCUUGUUAUAAACUUCCUUCUUAAAAACCUUUCCAAAUAAUGUUAAUUUUCAUUAUUGUUAUCCAUUUUGCUUUUAGAAAUUUGAUGUUUUACAUUAUAAAACAUUUACUUAUAAUGGUAAUUAUACCCCACCACCACCACCAUGAAGUGCUGAGACUUGCAACUUCAGAAGAUAAGCAUUGCUAAGUCAGUAAAAGUCUACAGGGAACUGAUCUUUCACUAGGUGUCUGAGUUGAUAUGACUUAAUGCAUUUUAAAUAUCACUAAAGUAAUUGGUUCAAUUAAAAUCUCUUAUAGAACAGCACUAUUCCUUGUUCAAGAUAUCUCAGCAAUAGCAAUAUUUGUAUUUGACUUGACCUUAACAGGAAGGUAAAACUACCUUCCUUCCUCUCUAGUUUAUCAAGGAAGGGAACAGCUGAGUUCAAGUAGCCAAUUCAGAUGCUGUCAGCAAUUCUGAUACGUCACGUGGAUGCAACCAGGAUGCCAUAGAGAAGGUCUUGCAGUCUGCAUGGCUCCUCUAUAAUACACCUGCGCUCACUAUGAGUCUCCAAUUAAUCCACCAGAGACUGGAAUUUUACCAUAUCUGAGUGUGGCUGAUGCCUUAAAUCACCUGAAGUUGUAGCGCUUAAGGAGAAACAGUGAUGUUUUUUUCUUUGUCACGAAAUGCAGAAAUGUGAUGUAAAAUGGGGAGUCUCUGCAUUAUUUUCCUUCCCUCCACCUCCUGCUUGGUCAUGUCACAGAUUCAAAGUCUUCAAUAGAUGGAACAACUAGAAACCUAUCUGUUUCCGCUGUUUGUUGUAUCAUUACCUGUAACUGGCAAGUUAACUUGUUUUUACCACCAAGCAUCCCACGUAAUUUUUGCUAAAAUGCUAAAAAAAUGUAGUAGGAAAAAGCUCAUGAUAUAAGCUCGUCACAUAGGACACAAAAGGCAAGCAGAUUCCUACAAAGAAAUUUUGAGGACUGAAAGCCAACAAUAAACACCUGUCUUGUCCCUUCUGUUAAAGGAGUGUGUGGUUAUAUGCAUGUUCAAAUGACUUCCAGAGAUGAAACUUGGACUAAGAUUGGUAGGACUGCUGUUUUUUCAGUUGCAUGUGUUACUUUUCUUUUGUAUAAUUGUAGGCAGCUGGAGACAGAGGAGGAGCACUGGGGAAGGAGGGAAGGUUGGUUCACUGACCCACUAGCACACCCAAGACUUUUGACACCAGUAACCUUGAGUAGGGCACAGAUACCGUUUGCAAACGUGUUUAGAUUUCUAUUCAAUUUUGUGCCAAAGCAUGCACCAGCAAGUUUAAUAUCAGGUAAAGCACCUUUUAUACUCUUUGUUGUUUAAAAAUAAUAUAUUUGUGAAACAGAUUGAUAAUACAUGACACUGGAAAUGGGUGCUUCUUCCCAAAAGUACACAUGUAAAAAAAAAAAAAGGAAAUAACAUUUGUGAGUUUAUCUGGCUUUUAAGCAAGUCUGAAAAUGAUAACUAUGUAAUACAGUUGCCAGUUGUCUAUCCUUUAUAAUUUUAAAUAGAACUGCAUUUUAACUUUAUUUAUUUGCCAAUUUUUUAUAUACGUUAAAGUUACACUUUUGAACUCAAGCUUAACUUUUGAUUUUCCUGGGCUGUUAAAAACCAGAAUUUCCAUAUUCUUGUAAACUGCAGAUCAUUUCUGAAUAUUCCUUUGUCUUUUCCUAUGGACCAGUUACCACUAACAAAUCUGCAGUCCCCUUUUUACUGUACU